AAUCAACCCUGUAGACUCCAUCUUUAGUCCAAAAGAUGAAGAUAGCAGUUGAAGGAUGUAUGCAUGGAGAUCUUGACAAGGUCUACGAAACCAUUAGAUACAUCGAAAACACUCGCAACAUCAAAAUCGACCUCCUCAUCUGUUGUGGUGACUUCCAGGCAAUCAGGAAUGAGAAAGAUAUGGAGAGCCUUAAUGUGCCCCCAAAGUACAAGGAGAUGAAGUCAUUCUGGAAAUACUAUUCGGGACAGGAGGUUGCCCCGGUUCCCACCAUAUUUAUUGGUGGAAAUCAUGAAGCUUCCAAUUAUUUAUGGGAAUUGUAUUAUGGGGGAUGGGCAGCACCUAAUAUAUACUUCUUGGGAUUUGCUGGUGUUGUGAAGUUUGGCAAUAUCCGAAUUGGUGGACUUUCUGGAAUUUACAAUGCGCGUCACUACCAUUUAGGACACCAUGAAAGGCCACCUUAUAAUGAUAAUACUAUCAGGUCUGUGUACCAUGUUCGUGAGUAUGAUGUUCACAAACUCAUGCAGGUGGAGGAACCAAUUGAUAUUUUUCUUUCACAUGAUUGGCCACUUGGAAUCACUGAUUAUGGGAACUGGAAACAGCUUGUUCGCUACAAGAAACAUUUCGAGGAUGAGAUCCAGCAGGGAACUCUUGGAAGCAAGCCUGCUGCUCAACUGCUUGAAAAACUCAAACCAUCUUAUUGGUUUUCAGCUCACUUGCACUGCAAAUUCACUGCUCUUGUUCAGCAUGAAGAGGGUGGUCAAGUGACAAAAUUUCUUGCACUUGAUAAAUGCCUUCCUGGGCGCAAGUUCUUGCAGAUUGUUGAUAUUGAAUCUGAUCCAGGACCUUAUGAGGUUCAAUAUGAUGAAGAAUGGCUGGCAAUAACACGAAAAUUCAACUGUGUCUUCCCUUUGACCACUCGACUUGGAGACUUUAGGUGUGUAUAUAUGACUGUUUGUAAUUCCUAUUACUCUAGAAGAAUUAGUGAGCCAACAACUGAUGUUCUAACGUGCAGGAGUACACAGCUUGAUAUGCAAGAUUGUCGUAAUUGGGUUAAGAGCAGACUGGAAAACAGAGGAGCGAAACCUUGUGAAUUUUCUCAAACUGUUCCACCUUACAACCCCUCCCAUUCAGUUUCAAACACUAAUUUUUCUGGUUCUCCCCGUAAUCCUCAGACUCUAUCUUUCUUGGAAUUGCUAGAUCUUCCUUAUGUUCUUGAUAAUGUAUCAGGAUCCAGGGAUAGUCCUGCUCCUGCAUCAUUGACUCAAAGGGAUGAUUACAGUGAAGACAUUCCCAUUGAAGAUGAGGAUGAACUAGAAGAUGAUAGUGCAGAACCCGACAAUGAAAACCAGUAAUGAUGAAGUGAAGAAUGUUUUCCAUGGAUGAACAGAUUUACUAGUGAGGUGAUCAAUGGAAAACUACUUAUUGGUUGGGCAGUUCUUGUUGCUACUCAAUGAGGCCUUGUUCAUGUGUGAAGUUGGCGACGUAGUUCUUGAUGGAUGGCCCUCAGUUUUCCAACUUUCAUCAGCAAAGAUAAAAACUUGCACUUUUCAGAGUCUUUAUGCAUCAAAUUAACAAAAGUCGGUUUAAGUUCAUGUGUUUAUUAAUUAGCUGUAUUUUUCUUAUGU
Hibiscus syriacus is the source of this 1625-nucleotide messenger RNA. RefSeq names its product lariat debranching enzyme-like. Gene Ontology annotation, molecular function: RNA lariat debranching enzyme activity. Lineage: Eukaryota; Viridiplantae; Streptophyta; Magnoliopsida; Malvales; Malvaceae. The coding region runs from base 36 to 1352 and encodes 438 amino acids. The transcript is spliced from 9 exons. Gene Ontology annotation, biological process: mRNA splicing, via spliceosome. Gene Ontology annotation, cellular component: nucleus. The record is from RefSeq and is a predicted model, not a curated record.